CUGCGCAACAAGCAACAUCGCUAUUGCUGUGCUGUUCCUUUCCUUGCCCUUCCUGUUGGCUCUAAGCAAACAUUGCGGGUAAAAGUUAAGUUAGUCGUACGGUCCGGUCUGUUUUUGGUAGAUUUAUCUAUCUAGCGGCUUGUCCGUUCGCGCAAACUGUCGUUUUCACGACAANGACUGUGAGCGUCGGUUGGCCGCGUUUGUGGCUUCUCGACGCCAUAUUGGCAAGGCUCUUUGUCUUGCUGUUCGCCGUGAUUCUGGUUACAGUUCACUGGUAGUGUGAAGUUCUCUGAACCCGGCGGUUCCGGCUCUCUUUGUUGUCCGCGACACGUAUUUUUGUGGUUUCGUAAUCUGAGCAGGUUAAGUCCUUACACCCAUCUACUCAGGGUAAAGUAGGGGGUUAUGUCUCAGAAGACACAACUAGAGGAAGACGUGGAGAUGCUCGAGAGCGGCGGCUCUCCCCCCGGCGGUCCCCCGUGUCCAGUCACUGACGGGGGCUCCUCCCGUGACGGAGAUGAGGGUGAAACUGCUGGUGGCAAGUCAGUUGUUGAUGAAAUUGCGUGCAAGGUGGGGUUAUGUUCCCCUAAAANGAAAAAAAGUGGUAAGAGAGAGUUAGAGGUGGGGGAGGGCUCUCGCCUUGAGGAGAGACUCCUCCUCCCCAAGAGGAAACCUACGGCUCUUUCGGACGUCCAAAGACAGCUGUUGUGUAACAAGUACUUCCCGGGAUCGAGGGGCCCUUUCCUAGUUCACGUGGAAACGUGCAGGUCGGGUGGUUCUUCCCUGGGGGAACAGGAUCUUAACUCACAAACAGGUAAAGGUCAGUCGUCGCUGAGUGUGAUCAAGCUGGGUAGCUGUGCUAACGAAUUUGUGGACCGGUUCAGAAGUGUGUCGGGCUGGAUCACGGAGACUGAAGUAUGGACGGCCCACAUCCCGUCGUUCAAGGUGGUNAAACAGUUUGUUCUUAGGGGAGCUGACGAUGAGGACACGGCCGAGGAUCUUAUUGCCGGCUUGAAGCCUCCCCCCGGGUGGUCGGGUGAGUGGACCCCUCCGUUCGANGCUGUGCGGAUUACCCGCAGGGUUGGAGGUGGUGGCAGUGAGGCCCCGGUGUACGCGGGGGCCGUGAAGGUGUGUAAACAAGGUUCCUCUAGGAAACCUCCAUCCCCCUGGUGGGAUGCUUCGUGUGCUGAGGAGCAUAAAAGGAAAAAGGAAGCUUGCAAACAGUUUCUUGCUCGNCCUAAUAAGGAAAACUUCGACAAUUACAACAGGGUCUCAAAAGAAACUUACAGGUUCUUCAGGAAAAAGAAAAGAGUUGCCUUCCGAAAGUAUUGUGAAUCCCUCCAUGCUAAUUCGGAUGUAGGAUCUGUUUGGAACACUGUCAGGGCGUUUUCUGGUGCUCGUAGUAAGUCUAGGUACACAGGGAAUAGAAACUGCCUCGACCAAGAUGGGUUAUGUCGGGCGAUGGAAAAAAUUGCCCCGUUAAACCCUGUUGCUGCCCCCGGAGGAGUGGACGUAGUGCAGGAGAUGGGNUGUUUGGAGACAGCUGCUGGUGGGUCGUUCAUGGAGAACCCAGUAACCCAAGACGAAUACUCGUCUGCGGUANGGUCCUUAAAGGUGCGCUCGGCUCCUGGCCCAGAUCUAAUAACCAACCUCGUUAUUACCCAGUUACCUCCUGAGAUACAUCGGUACGUUCUCGGCUUUUAUAACUGGAUGUAUUCACAGAAGGUAUAUCCAGAACAAUGGAAACAGUACUUUGUAGUACUGAUCCCGAAGCCCGGUCGUAGUGGAUCGUACAGACCCAUCUCAUUAGCCAACAACUUGCUAAAAGUACUUGAAAAAGUAGUGUGCAGAAGACUCGAGUGGUGGGCUGAAAACAGUAAAGCNUUCUCUCCCCAUCAGUUUGGGUUCAGACGGGGUUUGUCCUGUACAGACAACCUGUCUGUGCUCGUUUCCAAAAUUAAGCUUGCAAAUAACACACGCAGAAUUACAGGCGCGGUUUUUUUAGAUGUUGAGGGCGCGUUUGACAAUGUGGUCCCNGAGAUCCUUUUGACAAUGUUGCCGAAGUUCGGGGUAACCCCCAGGGCUGUUGCCUUUGUAGCGUCCGUAGUUAGUUUUAGGGAUCUGAUGGUGUAUGCCUCGGGGGUUUUUAUCCAGCGUAGAACCACCACUCGUGGACUUCCACAGGGCUCUGUGUUGAGCCCCUUGUUGUUCAAUCUUUAUAUGUCUCGGGUCGAGUGNAGUCUACCACCUGGGAUUGAGUUACUCAUAUAUGCGGACGAUCUGGUAGUUUAUAGCACGGGACAGUCUAUUACCGAGGUGGCGGGCCAACUAAAUGUGGCCUUGUCUAGUGUCCACAGACACUUGUCAUCUCUAGGCCUGAGUNUAUCGCCUAGUAAGUCCGUNGCUACAUUUUAUUCCUUAAAUUCUUUGAGGAAUACUAAGUGGCUAUUGAAAAAACAUAAUGUUAAAAUACAAAUCGGACAGUCACCUGUAAAGGUGGAGUGGAACGUAAAGUUCUUGGGUGUCUAUAUUGACUAUAAGUUAAGUUGGAAAAAACAUGUUGCUGUGACACGUGGCAAGGUCCUUCCUAGGAUAAAUAUCCUAAAGGCAAUUGCAGGCAUAAAGUGGGGUGCGCAUCCUGCAGUGUUAAUGACGGCAUAUAAGGGACUAGUGAGGUCGGUCCUUGAGUGGGGCUGUCAGGUCACCUUCCCUCUCGGUGAACAGGAAAUGCUGGUGCUGAGUAGGUUACAGUAUGCAUGUAUUAGGGUAGCGUGUGGCCUCAUGCGAACUACCCCGACCAAUGUGUUNUUAGACUUGGUGUGUGAACAACCCCUGGUGUAUAGACACAGGUACCUUCUGAGCAAGUAUAUUUGCAGGGCUUUGGCGAGGACCAACCACCCUGUGGGACGGUUGAUCGAGGAGAAUUGUGCGAACUGGACUCCAAUCUGCGAGGGCGUCCAAUUCGGUCUUAUGGAAGUUGGCAAGGAGUUAAUGCCAGUCACUAGGAACGUUGUCAGGUAUACGUUGCCGGGUAGCUUGGCCCUCCCUUUUGGGGUGGGNUAUAGAAGGUGUUGUGUGGAUACUGAGGUAGGGUAUCGAGUACGCGGAUCAAAGAAUCCCCAGGAUGUGUUCUCAGACUAUCUGUCGAAAACUGGUGCUACUAGAGUNUUUUUUACAGACGGCUCUCUGGUCCGCCUGGUGGACGGUGGGUCUCCCGCAGCUGUGGGAUUUGCUGUUGUGUCUGAAAAUCCGGUGCUGGUCCACCAGGAACGAGUCGGCGCUUCGUCUACCAUUUUCGACGCUGAGGCGAUGGGAGUGCUUUGUGCACUGGAAUAUGCGGAAGAUCUUGGUUUCUCGUCAGUAGUGGUAGCCUCUGAUUCGUUGUCUGUGUUACGUUGCCUUGAGUCACCUGACCCGAAGGGGAGUCAUUCCUCUCUUGUACACAAAAUAANGGCGAUAGAUGUGAAGUUAGAAAGAAAAGGAGUUAGAGUUAAGUUUGUCUGGGUACCCGGUCAUGUAGGAAUACACGGUAACGAGCUUGCUGAUUAUCAUGCAAAACAGGCCUUGUCCCUACCUGAACCGGCUGAAAAACAGGAGGUCUCUUCCCUCUUCCCAUCUAUCAAGUCAGAUGUUUUACGGCUGUCUAAAGAGUAUCUCCUUAGUUUGUCACGCCAUAAGGGCGGUCGUUAUUUUAGGUAUGUACCGGAACCGCUGGGCAAACCUUGGUACUCUAGGACUAAGAAAGGAAAGUUCCUCCCAAGACAGUUAAUCACCCUAGUGUCUAGAAUCCGUACACACCACACGGCAGUGAACAGUCACCUGUUUGAGAAAAAUAUAGUUGAUAGUGCUAUGUGCCAGUGCGGCCAACCGGAGCAGAGUGUUGAUCAUGUAUUCUUUCACUGUCCAUGCAAUAAAGAUAGUACGGACAGGUUGCUGAUUGAUUUGUACCACAACGGGUUUAGCCCUCCGUAUAGUGUGGAAAAGGUUGCCUUUUCCAGUAAUUUUAGCGCCAUGUUUGCUUUACUAAAGUUCGUCAAUACAGCCAACAUAAGUGUAUAA
Messenger RNA from Pseudomyrmex gracilis, 4056 nucleotides. RefSeq lists its product as uncharacterized. The record is from RefSeq and is a predicted model, not a curated record. Bases 403 to 4056 code for a protein of 1217 amino acids. Gene Ontology annotation, molecular function: nucleic acid binding; RNA-DNA hybrid ribonuclease activity. The transcript is spliced from 3 exons. Lineage: Eukaryota; Metazoa; Arthropoda; Insecta; Hymenoptera; Formicidae.